This is a messenger RNA of Bombyx mori (domestic silkworm), 1463 nucleotides long. Its product is annotated as chorion class A proteins Ld9. The record is from RefSeq and is a predicted model, not a curated record. Lineage: Eukaryota; Metazoa; Arthropoda; Insecta; Lepidoptera; Bombycidae. The transcript is spliced from 3 exons. The coding region runs from base 84 to 575 and encodes 163 amino acids.
UGCAAUCAAUAGUACCUUUAUAUAAAAACCGUAUCAUUGAUUCUAAGCGAAUUAUCAGUGUGGUUUCCUCUUUCACAUUCAACAUGUCUUCCGUUAUCAGACCAUUCGUGGUUUUAUUUUCAAUUCAUGUUGUCUUCGGCCAAGUUACCGGGCAAAGUCCAAUAAACCCAAUUGGUUUGGUUAACGGCCUUGGGUAUGGUCUAACGAACGGUUUGGGUCACGGAUACACUAACGCUCUUUCUGGUGGGGGCCUUAAUGGUGGACUAGGGGGAUCCGGAAUAAUUGGAUCCGGUAUUGGCGGUGCAAAUUUAGCAGGCGGAAUCGCCGGACCCGGUUUUACAGGUAUACCACCGGGCUUCAUCAAUCAAAACCUUCAAGGAUAUCCGGCGCAGGCUAUCAGUGGCCUCUACGGCGGAGUAGGAAACGGGGACUUGAAGGUAGCCGGGGAAUUACCUGUAGCAGGAUCGACUGCUGUCACCGGUCAAGUUCCAGUGGUCGGCAGCGUGCAGUUUGGUGGUGAUAUAAAAGCUGGUGGAGUAGUCACCAUCAGUGGCACUUGUGGUUGUGGAUAUUAAGUUUUAGUGGAUUUAGUCCUUAAUGCUUUUAGAUAUUUAUUUAAAGAUAAUAUUAUUGAAGUCUAAGUAGUAAUACUUUUGUAGAGCAAGCAAGAAUAAAAUUUAAGUUAAUUGCAUGGUUUCAUUAAAAAUGGAUGUUAGUGUAUAUAUCGCUAACCAAAAUAGAGUCAAUCGUCAACAAAAAAGCACAGUAGUACUUAAAUUAACAAGCUUAGCUAAGUGUUUACACAAAAAUAGCGUACCCGCGAUGUGAUUUAAGUGUACCAGAAAUAUGCUAUAUCAAAAUUUUUUGCUCAUUAUUUUAAAGAAAUUUUCAAAAAAUUGUUGGUUAUUCCCUGGACCGCACGCCCCACCAAUGUAUCCAUCCUAGCUCAGCUCAAACUCCGGACUAGACUCUCCACCAUUUGCCUGCGAAGGAUUCUUGAAUACUUUGGCCACAUUGCAAGGAAAGACAGUGACAACUGGGAGAAAUUGGUGGUCACUGGAAAGGUCGAGGGCAAGCGACCAAGAGGCAGGAGCUCGACCCGUUGGACGGACCAGAUUCGUGCAGCCCUUGAUACAACAGUGCACGAUGCUCUGCAUUCAGCUGCAGAUAGGAACAGAUGGCGGUGCAUUAUAAAAAACGAACUGUUUCAAGGUCCUGACCACGACCCUCAGUAAUGAGGAAACCGACGCAAGGAGGAAGAGGAGUUGGGCUGCUGCAUUAUGACGUUUAGUGUUAAGUUAGCGCUGGUUUUGCGCAUUCAAUGUGUGAGCUCCAACUAUAUUUGGACUAAACAAAACAAUUGUGUUUUACAUCAUAGAUUUAGCAGGAUUUUCGGUUACAACGCUAUCCGAAAAAUACGCUUAUUUAUGUUUUAUUUCAAUUAAACGAACUUAUUAUAAAUU